GGUAGCGACCGCGUCGUACACUGUGUCAACUAGCAGACAGAAUUUUUCUCAGCUGAUUGCAAUUGAAGCUGUCAUUGCAGUCAUGUGAUAUGGAAAAAGACAAACUGAUUCAUAAAGUUUGCCAAGACACUAGUGAUAUAUUCACACGGUUGUUUGAUCAUCGCCCAUUCUUGAACGGCGAAGUUCAACAUUUUGUUCGAGAAUUUGAAGGGAAGAAGAAUAUCAAAGACAUAGGUCUUCUUCUGAAAAGCUGUGAAAAAUUGACAGAUAUAAAUGACUUGCUGAAUACUUCUGUUGGUGACAAUACCAAGGAAGUUAUCUCAAGUUUGUUGGAUAAUAUCUCAAAAACUACCACAUCACUUGAAGCAGUUUCUUCCCCAAAACCUCUUAACGAAAAUAAAUAUCUUUUGGACAAAGAAGCACUGCGGCAAAAAAAGAAGGAAGAGUUCUUUGAAAACUACAGAGAGAGAUUAUUGUCCUUAGAUAAUCUUGUCAAAGAAAAAGAAUUAGAGUUGCGAAACCAUUAUCAACAACUAGAAGAGAAUUUAAAAACCACCCUGUAAUGGCAUUAACAAUCAAGCCAUCAAAAGCCCUCAACGAGUUCAUAAAAACACUACCAGAAAAAGCAGAUUAUCCACCAAAUGUAAAAGAGCUAAGGUCUGGAGAAAAUGUCAUGCUUACUAACAUGGAUCUUAGAUGGAUCGGAAAUUACAUCAGAAAAAUGGAUAGUCCAAAAGUGUAUCUACAUGAAUUCGUAAAAGGCUGUGAAAUCAUCCUGCCGACCCCACCGUCAGAUCCUCCUAGAAAUAAGGAGCUUGAAGCUCGAAUUGCACGACUGCGUAAGGAACAAGAGCAGCGACAAUACAACAAAAUGAUACAAAACGUUUCUCGGACACCUGAAGGCAAGGAGGAAUCAUUUGCCGUCGAAAUGAAACUCAUCAACUCGCAGCUGAUUGAAGUGCUUGGGUUUGCUGUGUCGUUGUUUGCAGCCUUCGCUUUCGGAUUUACGGGGAUAAACUACAUGAUUGGACCACUAGAUUUGGGCAUCCGGGCCCUUUUGGGUGUUGUUUCUGCUUUAGUUGUUGCCGUUGCUGAACUAUACUUCCUUGCCAGAGUUCUUGGCGAUUACGAAUUUUUCCAUUUCCAAAAGCAAAAAAAAAUGAAAACAUCUUAGUAUUA
Molecule: messenger RNA, 1179 nt
Organism: Daphnia carinata
Lineage: Eukaryota; Metazoa; Arthropoda; Branchiopoda; Diplostraca; Daphniidae
Exons: 6
Coding region: 563-1174 (203 amino acids)
Biological process (GO): vacuolar proton-transporting V-type ATPase complex assembly
Cellular component (GO): endomembrane system
Source: RefSeq, a predicted model, not a curated record